AUGAAGGCCUUUGGUCCUCCACAUGAGGGCCCCCUCCAAGGACUCGUGGCUUCCCGCAUUGAGACUUAUGGGGGCCGGCAUCGAGCCUCUGCUCAGAGCACUGCUGGCAGUCUCUAUCCCCGAGGACACCCUGUGCUGGAUCCCAGUCGCCGACGCCUCCAGCAGUAUGUCCCCUUUGCCAGGGGUUCUGGCCAGGCCCGAGGCCUGUCACCCAUGAGACUGCGAGAUCCAGAGCCCGAGAAGAGGCACGGGGGCCAUGUGGGGGCUGGCCUGCUUCACUCCCCCAAACUCAAGGAAGUCGCCAAGGCCCAUGAGCUGGAGGUGAGGCUGCACACUUUCAGCAUGUUUGGGAUGCCCCGGCUGCCCCCUGAGGACCGGCGGCACUGGGAGAUAGGAGAGGGUGGCGACAGCGGCCUGACCAUCGAGAAGUCCUGGAGGGAGCUGGUGCCUGGGCACAAGGAGAUGAGCCGGGAGCUCUGCCACCAACAGGAGGCCCUGUGGGAGCUCCUGACCACCGAGCUGAUCUACGUGAGAAAGCUCAAGAUAAUGACUGAUCUGCUAGCCGCCGGCCUGCUGAACCUGCAGCGAGUGGGACUGCUGAUGGAAGUGUCAGCUGAGACCCUGUUUGGAAAUGUCCCCAGCCUGAUUCGAACCCACCGGAGCUUUUGGGAGGAGGUGCUGGGGCCCACCCUGGAGGAGACUCGGGCCUCGGGCCAGCCCCUGGACCCAGUUGGUCUGCAAAGUGGCUUCCUGACGUUUGGCCAGCGGUUCCACCCCUAUGUCCAGUACUGCCUCCGAGUGAAGCAGACCAUGGCUUACGCCCGAGAGCAGCAAGAAACUAACCCUCUCUUCCAUGCCUUCGUGCAGUGGUGUGAGAAGCACAAGCGCUCUGGGAGGCAGAUGCUCUGUGACUUGCUCAUCAAGCCCCACCAGCGCAUCACCAAGUACCCACUGCUGCUUCAUGCUGUGCUCAAGAGGAGCCCCGAGGCACGAGCCCAAGAGGCCCUGAAUGCCAUGAUCGAAGCCGUGGAGUCAUUCCUGCGACACAUCAAUGGGCAGGUCCGCCAGGGCGAAGAGCAAGAGAGCUUGGUGGCUGCAGCACAACGCAUCGGGCCCUACGAGGUGCUGGAGCCACCCAGUGAUGAAGUGGAGAAGCACCUGCGUCCGUUCUCCACCCUGGACCUGACGUCCCCCAUGCUGGGGGUUGCGUCUGAGCACACCAGACAGCUGCUGCUGGAGGGACCCGUGCGAGUGAAGGAGGGGCGAGAAGGGAAGCUGGACGUGUACCUGUUCCUCUUCUCUGAUGUGCUCCUCGUGACCAAGCCCCAGCGCAAGGCGGACAAAGCUAAGGUCAUCCGCCCCCCUCUUAUGCUGGAGAAGCUCGUGUGCCAACCCCUGCGAGACCCUAACAGCUUCCUGCUGAUCCACCUCACUGAAUUCCAGUGCGUCUCCAGCGCCCUCCUUGUGCACUGUCCCAGUCCUACAGACCGUGCCCGGUGGCUGGAGAAGACCCAGCAGGCCCAGGCCACCCUACAGAAGCUGAAGGCAGAGGAGUAUGUUCAACAGAAGAGGGAGCUCCUGGCCCUCUAUCGGGACCAGGACAGGGAGUCCCCCAGCACCAGGCCCUCCACUUCCCUGGAGGGCUCUCAGAGCAGCGCAGAGGGGAGGACUCCUGAGUUCUCGACCGUUAUCCCCCACCUGGUGGUGACGGAAGACACAGAUGAAGAUGCUCCCUUUGUGCCAGAUGAUAACUCGGACUCUGGCUACGGCACUUUGAUCCCAGGCACCCCACAAGCCCGCUCCCCGCUGAGCCGUCUACGCCAAAGAGCCCUUCGGCGGGACCCUCGCCUCACCUUCUCCACCCUGGACCUCCGGGACGUCCCUCUGCGUCCCCACCCUCCCAACCCCCAAGCUCCUCAACGCCGAAGUGCCCCCGAACUGCCAGAAGGAAUCCUAAAAGGAGGCAGUCUUCCCCGGGGAGACCCACCAACCUGGUCUGAGGAAGAAGAUGGGGCCUCCGAGCGAGGGAAUGUGGUGGUGGAAACACUGCACAGGGCCCGGCUUCGGGGCCAGCUUCCCUCCUCCCCAGCCCAUGCUGACUCGGCCGGGGAAAGCCCCUGGGAGUCCUCGGGGGAGGAGGAAGACGAGGGGCCUGUGUUCCUGAAAGCUGGCCACACAUCACUGCGCCCAAUGCGGGCUGAGGACAUGCUCAGAGAGAUCCGGGAGGAGCUGGCCAGCCAAAGGAUUGAGGGGGCCGAGGAGCCCCGGGACAGCAGGCCACGGAAGCUGACUAGGGCCCAGCUACAGAGGAUGCGGGGGCCCCACAUCAUUCAGCUGGACACCCCUCUGUCCACAUCAGAGGUGUGA
Nomascus leucogenys (northern white-cheeked gibbon) is the source of this 2367-nucleotide messenger RNA. RefSeq names its product pleckstrin homology domain-containing family G member 6-like. Gene Ontology annotation, molecular function: guanyl-nucleotide exchange factor activity; GTPase activator activity. NCBI's taxonomy places the organism in Eukaryota, Metazoa, Chordata, Mammalia, Primates, Hylobatidae. The record is from RefSeq and is a predicted model, not a curated record.